Ipomoea nil (Japanese morning glory) is the source of this 834-nucleotide messenger RNA. RefSeq lists its product as uncharacterized. The record is from RefSeq and is a predicted model, not a curated record. The transcript has a single exon. Bases 55 to 726 code for a protein of 223 amino acids. Lineage: Eukaryota; Viridiplantae; Streptophyta; Magnoliopsida; Solanales; Convolvulaceae.
CGAGAGACCAAAGAAAUAAUAAGUUAAAGAAAAUAAAAGAAUCAAGAUCGAUCCAUGGCCUCCAUGGAAUUCUCAUCGGUGGUCUUGGUUCUUUUAUUGGCUUGCACUCUUUCCCUCCAGGAUUCCGUUCUCGCUGAUAUUAUUUGCGAGAAUUUACCCAUAAAUGCCUGCGCAUUUUCCGUCUCAUCCAUCGGAAAGAGAUGUGUGUUAGAGAACUCGAUAAAGGAUAACGGCAAGGUGGAGUAUGAAUGCAAGACGUCGGAGGUGGCGGUCGGGACCAGCAUGGCGGAAAACUUAGAGACUGAUAACUGCGUGAAAGCAUGCGGCGUUGGUCGGAAAACUGUUGGCAUGUCGUCGGACGGGUUGCUAGACCCAACUUUCACGGCCAAACUUUGUUCCCCAAAAUGUUACAAUAAUUGCCCCAACAUUGUAGACCUGUAUUUCAGCAUGGCCGCGGCUGAAGGAGCCUACUUGCCUGACUUAUGCGAGAAGCAGCAAAAAGUGAGCCCACGUCGUGGCAUGAUUCAGCUUCAGAGCGACGGUGCUGCCACGCUUGAUUCCGAUAGUGCUGAGUGGUAUGCCGAUGCUGAUUGGUAUCCCGAUGCAGAUGGUCCUACACAGUUGAAGAACACCCGGCGUGCUAUGAUUGAGUUUUUGAGCAGUGGCGGCGUUUCUAGUGAUGAUUUUGAUGUUGAUGCACCAGCACCAUCUCCCUCUUAUUUUUGAUUAUAUUAGAUGGGGAAGGAAAGAGAUUCUUAUCAUAUUUUGGUUUUGAAGCUAGUUUGAGAUUUUUAUCUCAACAGAACAUCAAUAAUAUACUCCUUUUGCAUGCCU